AUGCCAAAGCAAAGAACAAAGCUUGGUUCUUUCUCAUGUGUGCGAUUAAUGGACAAUGGGUGUGACGUCCUUUUGUUGAAUCCCCGUCAGAUCAUUUGCAAAAAAGGGGUCCUUGGUUGGCUUCCACCUUCACGUUCUAUCUCUUCCUCAUUCACUCCAUCCGUCUUGAAAUUCAGGUCUCAUCCUACAACCGAGGCAAGUCAGGACAUAAGGAUUACAUGUCAAAACAGUAUCAUCAAAGGGGCCAGUGCGACCUCUGUCGAUGGUCACCCAUGGCGGACAUGGAAGAUAAAGCUAGUGGCCAUGGAUGGAAAUAAAGAAAAGAAGGGAAAGCUUACAGCCUUGCUUGAUAAUGUGGAAUAUAUUCUUCAUCCCACGUUUGAGAACCCUCACAGAGUCACGACAAAAGAACCCUAUGUGCUUCAAGAAAAAGGCUGGGGUGAAUUUGAUAUGCGGAUUGUCUUGAACUUUGCUCACAAACUAGCAGAUCCUGAAACCAUUCUAUUUGACCUCAACUUCACACAACCAUCUUACACCGUUAAUCACAGAGUGGUUUUCCAAAACCCAUCGCCUGAACUCGAGGACCUGUUGGCUUUGGAUGUACCUGCUGACGUUAGCAGUAAUGGCUCGAUUCACUCUAAGAAGAGACGGUCAAGCACAUCUAGCAGCUCCGGUAAAGGCCUAGUAAAAAAACAAAAGACAAACUAUUCUCCUGCUUUUAUCAAGCAUGAAGUCCACACUUCCGCAUCUCCAUCGACGCCUUCCUUUUACUCAAACAAGACUGUUCAAUAUCCGCCACUUUCAUCUUACUCGGGCUCACCACCUUCGCCGUCAUUCGACUCGCCUGCGUUGCCAAUAUCACCUGCUUAUGACUAUGGGCAAGUCAAAACACCCCAGGCGUAUUCUGAACAUGACAGUGUUCCUUAUCUUUCUGGUAUGAGCGAUGAGAGUCAGCGAAAAAGUGGAUCCUCGGGCUCAUCAGUUAAGCGGGGGUAUGAAAGUGAAGACUAUGAUUUUCCAGAGUAUCAACAUCCAUUUAGACCCUACGAGUCUUCAGAUGGAGAAGUAGAUCGCGAAGAUGCUAUUGUUGACGAUGUAUAUGAUGAAAGCGAUCUCAAAAACGUAAACCCUAUUCACAGCAUGCCUCUUGACGCAGAAACUCGCCGGGCGUGGGGAAUACCCGAAGGACUUGAUAUGAUGGAACUUGCUCGACGCCUUACACAUAUGACGGAAGAUCAAGCAGAAGAGUUUCAUGAGAUUGUCAAGCAGAGUAUGACAGACGACAUGGCAAUUGAAGAAAAAGAAGGCGAGCUUGUACUCGAACUUUAUUCGCUUGGACCCACUCUCCUCAACCGUCUAUGGGAAUAUUCGGAGAAGAUAUCAGUAUCCUACAAUCCUCUGUCUAUAUCACCACACAUUAAUACAUACGACCAAGACAGUGAAGCAGAAGACUAAAUACACUUCUUCAUUAAAUUUCCCCUUCCCCUUCCCCUUGUAGAGUCACAUCACCAUGUCAUAUAGCAAAAACAAAAAUUCACAAAAGGAUUGUCCUAUGAAUUUGCACUCCUUAUUGGCGACAUUAUCCUCCUUCUUCUUAUUAUUCUCCCGUCUAUGAUCAAAUAUGUAUGUACCUUCUAUUAAACCCCCCUUCCCCCCACAGACACACAAAAUACUACUUGGGAAUUAUAGGUUUCUAUCGUUGCUAUUAAAAUAAAACUUUGCGUCUUACAAUU
This is a messenger RNA of Phycomyces blakesleeanus NRRL 1555(-), 1733 nucleotides long. RefSeq lists its product as hypothetical. The transcript is spliced from 6 exons. Gene Ontology annotation, molecular function: histone binding. Bases 1 to 1455 code for a protein of 484 amino acids. The record is from RefSeq and is a predicted model, not a curated record. Gene Ontology annotation, cellular component: NuA4 histone acetyltransferase complex. Gene Ontology annotation, biological process: regulation of transcription by RNA polymerase II; chromatin remodeling. Lineage: Eukaryota; Fungi; Mucoromycota; Mucoromycetes; Mucorales; Phycomycetaceae.